AUGCAAAAAUAUACUAAGUUCCUCAAGGAGAUUGUUACCAAGAAAAGAAAAGCUAAGAAGUACGAGACAGUUGCCAUGACAAAGGCAUAUUGUUAUGCCUUAAGCAAGCUGCCACCAAAAAGACAAGAUCCAGACAGUUUUAUUAUUCCAUGUUCGAUAGGAGAAAGUUAUGUUAGGAAGGCAUUAUGUGACCUUGGCUCAAGCGUGAACUCAAUGCCUAAGUCAAUCUACGUGAAGCUUGGAAUAGGAAAUUCGAGACCCGCCUCUGUUAUCUUGCAAUUAGCCGAUCGUUCCCAUGUUUGUCCUGAGGUACGAGUCGAGAAUGUCAUUGUAAAGGUGGAAAAAUUCAUGUUUCUAGUAGACUUUCUUAUUCUAGAUUGCGAGGUUGAUGCCACAUCACCCAUAAUCUUGGGGAGACCAUUCCUAACUACAAAACAUAUUCUUAUCGACUGCGAGAAGGGUGAGCUUAACAUGAGAGUGGCCGACCAAUGUGUCACAGUUAAUGUCUUCCGUACUCUCAAGUAUAUGGAUGAUUCUGAAGAAUACCAGAGCAUUUUUUAA
This is a messenger RNA of Hibiscus syriacus, 561 nucleotides long. RefSeq lists its product as uncharacterized. The transcript has a single exon. The record is from RefSeq and is a predicted model, not a curated record. NCBI's taxonomy places the organism in Eukaryota, Viridiplantae, Streptophyta, Magnoliopsida, Malvales, Malvaceae. The coding region runs from base 1 to 561 and encodes 186 amino acids.